AUGCAUUCACAAAAUGCUCCGAGACAACCAUUUACUGUGUAUCGAGGACAGGGAUUAUUCAAUAAGGUUUUUGAGUGGCUAAUGCAACGAAAACAUGGUCUUUUAUCUGCUAAUCAUUUUUUAUCUACAAAUUUUGAUAAAGAUUUAUCUCGAGCUUUUGCUCAAAGUUCCGCAGAUGAUCCAAAUAAAACACGUGUAUUCUUUCAAAUCAGAAUUCGUCCGUCAAUCUUUUCAAUACCAUUUACUUCCGUAGCCGAGAUUGGUCAUUUUGGUGAUAUCGAACAAGAAAUUCUCUUUUCAAUGCACACUGUUUUUCGAAUCACGAAAAUGACACAAAUGUCACACCGAGUUUGGCAAAUCGACCUGAAAUUAACAAAUGACAAUGAUCCGCAACUGACUCAAUUAACUAAUUACCUUCAAAAUGAUCUUGAAGAUGGGACUGGGUGGUACCGAAUGGGUUCAUUGAUGUACAAGAUGUGUCAGUAUCAUCGAGCCGCAGAUAUUUACGAAACAUUACAUUGCUUCAUUUGA
Adineta ricciae is the source of this 531-nucleotide messenger RNA. The record is from the annotation of a GenBank genome assembly. Lineage: Eukaryota; Metazoa; Rotifera; Eurotatoria; Adinetida; Adinetidae.